Messenger RNA from Lagopus leucura (white-tailed ptarmigan), 927 nucleotides. RefSeq names its product FERM domain containing 3 (gene FRMD3). The transcript has 10 exons. Bases 41 to 922 code for a protein of 293 amino acids. Gene Ontology annotation, molecular function: cytoskeletal protein binding. The record is from RefSeq and is a predicted model, not a curated record. Lineage: Eukaryota; Metazoa; Chordata; Aves; Galliformes; Phasianidae. Gene Ontology annotation, cellular component: cytoskeleton.
UUGCGGCUGCCUGCGGGGCGGCGGCGGGCGGACGGCCGGGAUGAUCCGGUUCCGUAGCUCCAGCAUCAGGUCGCUGAGCCCGGAGAUGAAAUGCACCGUGCGGCUACUGGACGACUCCGACAUCUCCUGCCACAUCCAGAGGGAAACGAAAGGUCAGUUUCUCAUAGAUCACAUCUGCAACUAUUACAGCUUGCUGGAAAAGGAUUAUUUUGGCAUUCGAUAUGUUGACCCUGAGAAGCAGAGGCACUGGCUUGAGCCCAAUAAGUCCAUCUUCAAGCAAAUGAAAUCUCAUCCACCAUAUACCAUGUGCUUUAGAGUGAAAUUCUACCCUCAUGAACCCUUGAAGAUUAAAGAAGAGCUCACCAGAUACCUCUUAUACCUGCAAAUAAAAAGGGAUAUUUUCCAUGGCCGUUUGCUGUGUUCUUUUUCUGAUGCUGCCUACCUGGGUGCCUGUAUAGUCCAAGCUGAACUUGGUGAUUACGAUCCUGAUGAACACCCAGAGAAUUAUAUGAAUGACUUCAAGAUUUUUCCCAAACAGUCACAUAAGCUUGAGAAGAAAAUAGCUGAAAUACAUAAAACUGAAUUCAGAGGUCAGAGCCCAGCUGUUUCUGAAUUUAAGUUGCUCCUGAAAGCACAUUCAUUAGAAACUUAUGGUGUUGAUCCUCAUCCUUGCAAGGACUCAACAGGAACAACUACAUUUUUAGGAUUCACAGCUGCAGGAUUUGUAGUUUUCCAGGGGAACAAACGAAUUCAUUUGUUAAAAUGGUGUGAUGUCUAUAAGCUGAAAUUUGAAGGGAAGACUUUUUAUGUGUUUGGAGCUCAGAAAGAGAAAAAGGCUGUACUGACAUUCCAUACCUCAACACCAGCAGCCUGCAAGCAUCUUUGGAAGUGCGGGGUGGAGAACCAGGCUUUUUAUAAGUAAGUAAA